UGGCCCUGGCUAGGCAGUACGCACCCGGGGCCACGGGAUUCGCAGCGGGUCUCGGGCUGCCCCUGGCACAGGUGGGGGCCCUGCGGGCGGAUGGACCCCCGCUGUGAGGCCGCGGCGUCGGGGUACGGCGACGACUACGACUACGAGGACGACGAGGAAGACCGGGAGGGCGGCCCCGCAAGCUCGAAGGGGUCCAGACUGCCGCCCAUCGCCGGCAGCAGCUUGGAGCCCACCAAACGGAAGGUGAAAAAAAAGAAGACAAAGACCAAGGGGUCGGGCAAGAGGGACGCAGAUAAACAUCAGAGUCUCGGCCUAAAGACUCAGCAGCUGUCUUCAUGUGUUCAUGGCGUCUUGAGUCCCAGCAAAGAUCACAGCCCGAGGCAAGAGCGCAGACAGGGCAAAGAGGAAAACAAGCUCACCCCUUUUUUCUCCUCCAGUGUAAGUUUUCCCCACUUUGCUGAAAUAGAAGAGCACCUUUCGAACCAGGUCAAUGAGAGUCUGCGUUGGGAUGGAAUUCUCGACGACCCAGAGGCAGAAAAAGAAAGGAUUCGCCAAUAUAAACUGAACCGGAGGAAGCGGUACCGGAUUUUGGCCCUCAAGGGCUUCCACUCUGACCCCUGUGCCAAGGAGACCCCUGAGAACCUCACCUAUGUCUCAGAGAAAGACUGCGGCACCAAUAGCAGGCAGCCGUCAGGCAAGGCUGACCGCCCCCAUCACGGCUGUGAAGGAAACCUCCCCCCAAAGUUCCUGCACUGUGAUUUGGCUGCUACUCUGCCGGAGUGAAAAUCCACCCAUGAUACUGACAAGCUUAUAAUGAAUGUAUCCUUAUCUCAAGUGUAUGUGUUAAAAAAGAAGAAGAAUAAAAGGAAAUCAGACCUACAUCUGAAGGAAGCAGACGUCUGGUGUGUUGAUGAGGUCAACCUGUCCCUUCCCCAAGAUGCCCUCCAUUGCCCAGGAUAGCCAUGCUUCCUGAACAUAAGCAAUUUAAUGAACUGAACUGAAGCAGUUCUUAUCAGGAUUUCCUUUUUCUCAAAUAAGCUGGCAUCUCUCUAUUAUUUAAUUUCUCAUCAGAGUUAGAUGUCUAACCCCCUGCCCCCUAAAAAAGAGAAAGUGUGUAGGUUAUGUCAAUUCUAAAUCUUAAACUAAUUUCAUGGGUAAAACUCCACACACAGCCUGUUUCUGUGGGCUCAAGGAAAAUGCCCCAAAUAUCCUGGAGACUUUUUCCUUUAAUUAAAUACACUCCCUGCCCUUAGGUGGUCUUCAAAAUAACUGAGUUCCAGAACUUCAUCCCGGGGAGGUGAUUAUGAGAAGACCCAAAAGGAAUAUUGCUUCUCUUAUAAAUAUGAUCCUCUCCUCAUCCCCCAAACGGUACUUGACGCAAAGUUCUGGAGCGUUAAAAAGGCCCUACUGUACUACUUCUCCUAAAUGAAUAUUCUUCCUUUCCACAAAUAUUUACUGAGUGAGGGCCGUGUGCUACCUUACUUUGUGUUCUCCCCGAAGCAGACCCUGAGACAAGGAGUCAAGUGCACGUACAUUAUUUGGGGGAAAGAGCAGUAGAGAGGAUACAGGGAAGGGAAGACAGCCUGUCCAGGCACACUCUUCAACCAGUUUCUGUCCUGGGCAACUGAGGCUUAAUCCCACAAGGAAACACUGUCAGGCCGACCCCGCCUGUGUGCCAUGGCUAGGGCUGCGCCCAGGGGUGUUGAUAUCCUGGUGUUUCUGGACUGCCACACCUGUGGGCCUAGAUACCUACCUCAGUUGUGGGGGCAAAGAUGCAGCCUGAAAGGUCCCAAGGACCAUGGUGGUCUCGGGUAGCACUGGCCACCUGUGUGCAACACUGCACAGGGCUCGAGAGGCACAGAAUGGAGAUGUAAGAUGAGGUCCCUGCCUUCCAAGGAGUUAAAAACAUGCAGUGUCCUCAGGAGAAGUUGAACGUCAACACAAAACAUCAUAGAAAGCUUAUGUGAAACUUAAAGCGGUCGUCUUGGUCCCUGCUCUCCCGCCGCUGACAGAGCAGCCCUCUUCUCACCCUUCCUAAAAAGGGCAGUUACAGAGGUUUCGCAUUUUGGCCACCCCACCCUGGCAAAGUACAGCAAAGGGGCUUUUGGAAGAGUCCUGCCCUCCCCUGGAAAGGAGGUUAGCAGGCAUGCCCGCCAGGGGCCCUGAUGCCGACGGGAAUGGCCCUCCCUGCGCCGAGGCCUGUCACCCACUGUCUAGGCUGAGCAGCACCCAUGGAAUCAAGUGAAGGGGCACGGGACUUUUGUGUCGCUCCAUGGGAGGAGGACAGGAAAUGUGCCAUGGGACCUUGCCCAUGCCCCAGGUUUCACGGUAAAGGUGGCAGAGGGUGAAGCAGCU
Rhinolophus ferrumequinum (greater horseshoe bat) is the source of this 2355-nucleotide messenger RNA. RefSeq names its product chromosome 21 C17orf97 homolog (gene LIAT1). The coding region runs from base 91 to 783 and encodes 230 amino acids. NCBI's taxonomy places the organism in Eukaryota, Metazoa, Chordata, Mammalia, Chiroptera, Rhinolophidae. The record is from RefSeq and is a predicted model, not a curated record. Gene Ontology annotation, biological process: protein arginylation. The transcript is spliced from 2 exons.